AUGGCUACUCUUUUCGGCCCAAGCAUAUCGGAUACAGAAGAAUGGACUCUUCCAGUGUGGGGCGUUAUUUUUGAUCGACUAGCAAGCGGAAAUGUAAAAGGAUCAGGCCUCACAAUCGGAGGAGGCAGCUCAAUCUCAGAGAAAACCCCAGCCCAGCAAAUCCAGUGGGCAACUAAGCUGCCUCUUGAUAAGCUUGAGCAAUUUACCAUAGAUGCAAUUCUCAACAGAUUCGUUGGCUUUUCUCUGGGGGUUCGAUAUAUGGAGGAGGACAAGAUCCACACUUUACAUCAGCUUGUGCAGCCCGGCUGUCCGCUCCGAUCCAAGGUCAACACGUGGCUUCGCUGGGUAGAAACCGAGGAUUUAAUGAAAUCUAUGAUCCGAUCAUACGAUAGUUAUGAACUUGCGCAGGCAGAUAUAGAGCAGGUUACGAAGUGGCCAAGGGAAGCCGACAACCACCCUUUCAAAACCAACCCCGCCUAUGACGCCGCGGUAAAGUGCUCCCACUGUCUCCAAUUUCUAGUUGAGCAAGGAUUCGUCAAGCUUAGUGGCUACGACCUAUCAGGCAGAAACUGGCUCAAGGCAGCCUUGAACGGCAGCAAUGUUGAACUUCUCGACUAUCUUGCCGAGCACAUGGAUCCAGAGGACUUGCUCAAACCAAGAGAUAUUCGAGACCCGGUGAAUGCCGGAAAUCACAUCCUCCUCACGCUUGCCGGAUACGGCGCUUUCAAGGGCUUUGAAAUUGCACUCAACAGAAUGAUCCAGGAAGGCGUUCUCAGAACCGAGCAACUCAGCGAAAUCUUCCACCCAGCAGCCGUACACGAACUGUGUACCGUUGUGCCCCCGUCCGUAGCAAGUGCCCUCUACGCCAAAGGAAUCAACAUCGGCAACAUCGAGCAUCAGCACCACCCUCUCGGCGGCCAACUCGACGGCUCCUGGCACAUGGCCGCAGCCUUCAACCCCUUCGCAGGCGAAUUCAUGGACUGGCUCCACAAGCAUUCCCUCCUCACCCCCGAAAACCGCAACCAAGACAACGAAACACCCCUCAUGUACGCAGCGAACUUCAACGAAAUAAGCGCCAUAACCUGGCUAUGCAAACAUACAGACCCGGCCCUGCCCCGCUUCGACGGCGGCGCCCCAGGCUAUGCCCUCCUCUGCGCCGCCAGAAGCUCCUACCCAAACAGCCCGCAAAUCUUCUGUCUGAUCCUCGACGCGAUGCCGAAAGCCGUCUUCACAGUCGACUACGGCAAGAUCUGCGGCACCGAGAUCGCAGAAGGCCUCGUACGCCACAAGACCAAGUUGGCAAAGGGCCAAAUCCAAGAGCCGUCCCUGGUAGACAUAGAGCGCGCCCAGGUCUGGAAAAUGCAGGCCCUCGUCUGCCGUCUGCCGGGCUUCUGGCCGGGAAGUAGCUGGCACCUUGGGCUGGAGGCGUACGCAACUAACAAUGGCGUCGCUGUGCUGAGGCAUAGCAUGGGCACGGAGACUCGUCGGACGCGAAGUACGUCGGCGCGCCGUCGUCAGGCGGAGGCGGAGCAUGAGGAGGCGCUGGCUGAAAUGGCACUGUUUGCUGUUGCUCCGGAACCGAGGAUUCAUCGGAGUAAUGCGGUCAGGGGGAGGGGGACGGCAACUUCGGGUCGUCCGCGUAGUGGGCAGCGGGAUAGUGCGCUUGGGCGGACGAGGAAUUCGAGUAAUAUGGUUACGAAGAAUGUGCGGAGGAGGCAGAUGGGGACUCAGAGGAGUUAG
Molecule: messenger RNA, 1740 nt
Organism: Penicillium soppii
Lineage: Eukaryota; Fungi; Ascomycota; Eurotiomycetes; Eurotiales; Aspergillaceae
Exons: 1
Coding region: 1-1740 (579 amino acids)
Source: RefSeq, a predicted model, not a curated record